Asparagus officinalis (garden asparagus) is the source of this 510-nucleotide messenger RNA. RefSeq lists its product as uncharacterized. The record is from RefSeq and is a predicted model, not a curated record. The transcript has a single exon. The coding region runs from base 1 to 510 and encodes 169 amino acids. Lineage: Eukaryota; Viridiplantae; Streptophyta; Magnoliopsida; Asparagales; Asparagaceae.
AUGGUGGAUACACAUAGCAAUGGUAACCCGUCCGGUAGUUGUGACCUACCGCCCGAAGUGGACCCUCGCCAACUUCUGGCAAUGAUUCAGGGACUGGCGACGAAUCAGCAGCAUCUGGCCGGGAAAUUGUCACGGGAGCCUCACCAGCAUCCUCCUCGCUCUGAACCUAGUGUUAGGGAGUUCCGGUAUAUGCGGCCUCCUUCUUUCUCUGGUGCCGAAGGACAUCUAGCAGCAGAGGAGUUCUUGAAGGUCACAGAGACUAUUCUCAUGGUGACCCGUAUUGCCCCUACUGAAUGGGUAGACCUUAUGGAUAUUCAGCUCACCAACACCGCUCGGAUAUGGUGGGCAGCUGAGAAGACUCAUCUGGAGAGACCAAUCCUAUGGGAGACGUUCAUAGAGCGCUUCAACAGGAAGUAUUUUCCUCAGUCGGCUCGGGAUGAACUCCUACGUAGAUUUGUUGAGCUCAAGCAGGGAGGCCGAUCAGUUGAUGAGUACGAGGCCGAGUUUUAG